Molecule: messenger RNA, 1333 nt
Organism: Hypanus sabinus (Atlantic stingray)
Lineage: Eukaryota; Metazoa; Chordata; Chondrichthyes; Myliobatiformes; Dasyatidae
Product: guanine nucleotide-binding protein G(I)/G(S)/G(T) subunit beta-3-like
Exons: 9
Coding region: 291-1313 (340 amino acids)
Biological process (GO): G protein-coupled receptor signaling pathway
Cellular component (GO): cytoplasm; heterotrimeric G-protein complex
Molecular function (GO): signaling receptor complex adaptor activity; protein binding
Source: RefSeq, a predicted model, not a curated record
UACACACGCAGACACACAUGGACACCCACUUGCACAUACACACAGACAGCCACACACACUCAAACUCAAACACACUCCUAUUCACACACAUUUACAGACACACACAGAAUUACCCACAGUGACUCUCUCGCACUCACACACACACGGAAAAACAGGCACUCACUCACUUUCACACUCACUCACUCACUCAUUCACAUAUUCACUGCCUUUCACACGCACGCAGUGCUCCCCUCACUGCUGCCUCUUGUCCCACAGGCCACGGGUCAAGCAUUGGAGGAGAAGGACGAACGAUGGGGGAAAUGGAGGAGCUGAAGCAGGAGAUGGAGUCGCUCAAGCAGCAGAUCAUGGAGCGGAGAAAGGCGGUGUGUGACAGCAGCCUGGCACAGGUUGCCGCAGGGGUGGAGCCAGUGAACCGGAUCCAGAUGAGGAUCAGACGCACACUGCGAGGUCACCUGGCCAAGAUCUACGCCAUGCACUGGGGCACCGACUCCCGGCUGCUGGUCAGUGCCUCCCAGGACGGGAAACUCAUCGUCUGGGACAGUUACACAACCAACAAGGUCCACGCUAUCCCGCUGCGAUCGUCUUGGGUGAUGACGUGCAGCUACGCCCCCUCGGGGAACUGCGUGGCCUGCGGUGGACUCGACAAUGUCUGCUCCAUCUACAACUUGAAGACCAAGGAUGGCAACAUCAAGGUCAAUCGCGAGCUGGCGGGGCACAACGGUUACCUCUCCUGUUGCCGCUUCCUCAAUGACAACGAGAUAAUCACCAGCUCCGGGGACACCACCUGCAUCCUGUGGGACAUCGAGACGGGCAAGGAGAAGACGACAUUCCUGGGCCACAGCGGGGACGUGAUGAGCCUGGCUGUCUCUCCCGAUUUCUCCCUCUUCAUCUCCGGCGCCUGCGAUGCAACCUCCAAGCUGUGGGACAUCCGUCAGGCUCAGUGUCGACAGACCUUCCUGGGACAUGAGUCCGACAUCAAUGCCAUCUGUUUCUUCCCCAGCGGUCAGGCCAUCUGCACAGGCUCGGACGACGCCAGCUGCCGCCUCUUCGACCUGCGCGCAGACCAGGAGCUGGCCGUCUACGCCAGCGAGGCUAUCCUCUGCGGCAUCACGUCGCUGGCCUUCUCCUGCAGCGGGCGCCUCCUGCUGGCCGGCUACGACGACUUCAACUGCAACGUCUGGGACACGCUGAAGGCGGAGCGCUGUGGUGUCCUGUCCGGACACGAUAACCGCAUCAGCUGCCUGGGGGUGCCGGACAACGGGAUGGCGGUGGCGACUGGAUCCUGGGACAGCUUCCUGAAGAUAUGGAACUGACCGGGGGCCGGGCGCCCGGA